CUAACGUUGAGUUUUGAUAGAGAGUGGAAUUGAGAUAAGUGAUAAGAUGCCGAUGUAAGUUAAACAAGCAAGCGUCUUCUCAUUUUAUCACAAUUCCUACAUGAACGUCAAAUUGAUAAUGUUCAAGGACUUUGGAAGGAAGUUGCCAAUGUGGCCUAGUUGAAUUCAAACUUGAGGUUGGUAUUCUUUCUAUAUAGUUUUUGAGUGGAUCGAGACAUUAUCUUCUCUCAAAAUAGUCUUUCAUCCUCGACCUUUUCCUUGAUUUCAAAUCAUAUCAAGAAAUGGCAAUUCUAAUUCUGAAAUCAUCCAGUCCCACACACCAGUCCCCUACCAACUCUGCGCCUGCUCCAUCUGUCGCAAAUGCGGCGGCUAUGGAGGCUCCGUAAAUCUAGGAGGAAUAGCCUCAACCCUCCAAAUAACUAAAGGCUCCGACUCCAUAAAGUACUUCCCCUUCCCCCCCUUGUCCCAUAUCUCCCCUCCCACCAACACAAACACAGGAAGUACACAGCAACCAAAGACCGGCACCUCAGAACGCAACUUCUGCUCUGAGUGCGCAAUCAUGCUUUGGCUGUGGGAUAAGACCUGGCUGGAACUCAUCCAUCCUUUUGCGUCGGCGAUUGAUACCGAGUUACCGGUUGUCGAGGAGAUGGUUUGUGUUAAGGCGGAUAGCAAACCGGCGUAUGUGAGGUGGCCCGAGGGGAAGAAGAGUGUUCAUGAGAAUUAUGGGGAGGAUAGUAUUGAGGGGUGGUAUAAGAAGAGGGAACUUUUUGUUGAGUAG
Molecule: messenger RNA, 778 nt
Organism: Hymenoscyphus albidus
Lineage: Eukaryota; Fungi; Ascomycota; Leotiomycetes; Helotiales; Helotiaceae
Source: the annotation of a GenBank genome assembly